AGCUUAAUUCUCAAGAUAUACCAUAGAUUGUGCCGACGCCAUACAAAAGUAACAUGAGUAGAAGAGAGUGACAAAGAAGGUUGCGGAUCGUAAGAUAUGUAACAUGAUGCUUUGAAGUAUGUAUUGAGCUGUGCCGCUGCUAGAAGUCCAACAAGUCUUGAAAUUUUACGGAGUUGCAACCAAAAAAAUUUCUCUCCUUCUUGACAGCAAGUCGCUAUACUCAUAAUUUGUAGCCCAAAUGCCCAAAAGCAAAGCGAAAAAACAAGCCAUUAAGGAAAGGAAUCUUUCGAAACAGCAAGACGAACAUGGAAAAGAGAUCAUAAAUGGUCAGAAGAAGGGGAUUGAUCAGAACCGCGGAAAGGAAAAAGUAAAACCUCAUGCUCCAGCUUCUAAGGAUCGCGAGCCUAAAUCAGGGAAGCUCGCGCAUGACCCAUUCUUUGCUGCCCCCGAGACUAGCCAUGGCAAAGAUAGUGGCAAGAUCGAAAAGAAGCACCAGAAAAAGCCAUAUGCCGCCAACAAAGCCAAAUCAGACUUUAAAGGCAGGAAUAAGCCAUACUCCAAACCACAACCAGCAACGAAAGAUCGACCAUCCAAACUUGCAAAGCAAAAACAUGACACCUUCUUUGCACCUCCUCAGAAAGCGGGCGACGAUGUUGAAGGCGAUAGAAAGAAGCAAACGGAUACUGGCAAGCCUAAUAAGGGUCAACAACGCAAGGCUAGCAUAUCGAAGCCAACAAAACAAAAGCAUGAUACUUUCUUCGCACCUCCUCCCGAACCUACAGACGAGGACAGACAGGACAAGCAUGAAAAAUUGGAAGAAGAGAAACCACCCACUACCGAAAAAGAGCCUGAUGUUGAUUCUAUGGCGGUUAUUGAGACAAUCAAGAUCCCAGAGCCAGGUGAGACUAUUUUGGAUGCUAAGUCGGAUAUCGCCGCUCGAUCUGGUGUAGUCUCUGUCGUGGAUAAGACAAACAAGAAAAGAAAGAGAAGCAAAAUAGACGUAGUUGCAGAACUGGAAAACGAUGCAAAGAAGAUGACAAGGACUGGCGAUGGUCUUGGAGCUGGUUUAGAGGUCGACGGUUGGGACUGAACGGACAAUCUCUAAUGUAUGGUUCCUAAAUGUGUAUAAUAGUGACAUGUACAAUAUAGAUGGAUUAUGACACGCUUGCUGUAAAUAAAAGAAGCGAACGGGUUUCAAAAUGGCUUGCGCUUAGAUUUGCAAGUGCUAUUUCUAUGUCAUUAACUACAAUUAUAUAUGCUCGCAUGGGGUGAUCAAAAUCAGGA
Umbelopsis ramanniana AG is the source of this 1284-nucleotide messenger RNA. RefSeq lists its product as uncharacterized. The coding region runs from base 239 to 1090 and encodes 283 amino acids. Lineage: Eukaryota; Fungi; Mucoromycota; Umbelopsidomycetes; Umbelopsidales; Umbelopsidaceae. The transcript has a single exon. The record is from RefSeq and is a predicted model, not a curated record.